AUGCAAGCACCUUCAGCAGGGCGCAUAAACAUGGAAUAUAGGAGUCUUCCACCGGGUUGGGUAGCCCAUUAUGAUCAGCAGUACUAUGUUAAUCUCAACGCAACUCCUCCAGUUGCGUCAUUCGUCCACCCCUAUGAUCAAUAUGGUCGCACAUCGAAUAAUCAAAUCUCUAGGCCACCAACAGAUGCUGUUCCAAACGCCCCAAUGUCAGGACACCAGGUACAAGACCACACGCGGUCUGUGCAAAUAAUUCCGCCUUUUGUCGCUGUUACAGAGGCACAAGGCGCUCAAGGCCCAACAUUUGCUCAAAAGCUUUAUGCGAGCUCUUUGCCGACAUCACUAAGCUAUCCCACGAACGCAACCUCGAGACCCUCAAGCUCUCUUGGCCGUUCACCCGAAGCUAACCUAUAUGCUACGCCACCUUCAUCACCUAUCGCAGGUUUUUUAGUUCCUUCACCAACGUCAUCCUCUGUCGUACCAGCACAUUCCUCAUCUGAACCGUUACGAGCUUCUCCCAGUGUGCUCCAUGGGUCUUCAAGAAAGCCUCGGGGCGCGCGUAGCCCUAACUUUCCAAGGACAUCUUUUUCCGUUGUUGACCGCACUUCAGUAAGCGAAAGUGCGGACGAAUUUGGGGUGCGCACAAUUUCACAAAACCGCCAGACUCUCGAUUCAACUCGUCAAUUAAAUAACAGACCAUAUUCCACUGAAUUAGAUACACACCAACAUCGCUCAGUAACCGUACCAACAUUCGUGUACAGCACGACAUCCACGGCUCAGAAUCCAACCCGAAAUGCACAAUCCAAAAAAGUGACAGAUCAUAAAAUAACUAUAUGCUCUCCCAAUCCUCUUCAAGUCUCUACAAAAAUAACCACACCUGCAUUCCAAGUAUUUACCGGUACUCAGUCAAUUCAAUCCUCAUCUUCCGAAAUAUCCCAUGUUCCAUCAGUCGCUCCUUCCACAAAACCAGUCCUUGCGCCCAUCAUCAUACCCAAUUCAUCAUCUUUAGCUUCUCGGCCUCAUAAUGAUGGUACAAUCAUACCAACGGGCGCUGAUCUUCCCUUCCGAAAUCAACAAGUGGCUUACUUACCCUCAACACAGAACUCCAUGUUUUGGACGUCCAAUCACUCACAGUCUGUGGCACGGAGUAGCACUCCACCUGGACAACCUGGGAGUCGCAUCGUACAGAACGGUAAAAAUCCCAAUGCCAAUCACAAACUUUUAAAAAAAGUGGGCAUGGCUGUCGGUAAAUCCGUUGGAAAGGCGACUCUUCGACUUGGCACGAAGGUGGCCCUCGAAAACAUGGAUAGCUCUGCGAAUAUCGACAAUAGCCUGAUGGAUGCAAUAAAUACUGACAUACCAGAGGUGGCAUUCACUGCAGCUUCGCAUGCCAUAGCUUCAGCAGAUAAUCUUGCUAUUGACUCUUCAUUCGACACCGGUGUUUGUCCCCCAUCAUCUUCGACACAAUUUUCACCCGAAUACACUGCCAUUUUGCAACAGAUGGAAUCGAUGGGAUUGAAUCAACCAGUUGCACCUCGACAAAGUUCACUUGAUUCCUCGGAAGUAACGAAUAUUCUUGCCACUAUGCACGCAAUGCAGGUUAGGCAUAAUUGA
This is a messenger RNA of Psilocybe cubensis, 1611 nucleotides long. RefSeq lists its product as uncharacterized. Lineage: Eukaryota; Fungi; Basidiomycota; Agaricomycetes; Agaricales; Agrocybaceae. The transcript has 2 exons. Bases 1 to 1611 code for a protein of 536 amino acids. The record is from RefSeq and is a predicted model, not a curated record.